This is a messenger RNA of Solea senegalensis (Senegalese sole), 1354 nucleotides long. It is a transcript of the gene get3, whose product is annotated as guided entry of tail-anchored proteins factor 3, ATPase. Gene Ontology annotation, cellular component: GET complex. Bases 42 to 1067 code for a protein of 341 amino acids. The transcript has 7 exons. The record is from RefSeq and is a predicted model, not a curated record. Gene Ontology annotation, biological process: post-translational protein targeting to endoplasmic reticulum membrane. Gene Ontology annotation, molecular function: ATP binding; ATP hydrolysis activity. NCBI's taxonomy places the organism in Eukaryota, Metazoa, Chordata, Actinopteri, Pleuronectiformes, Soleidae.
GUCCCACAUGAGCUCUGUGCGUCUCACUGUACACAGACAAGAUGGCAGCUUCGUUGGAAGAUGAAUUUGAAGAUGCGCCCGAUGUGGAGCCGUUAGAACCAACUCUGAAGAAUAUCAUCGAGCAGAAAUCACUCAAGUGGAUAUUUGUUGGGGGAAAGGGCGGCGUUGGUAAAACGACAUGUAGCUGUAGUUUGGCUGUCCAACUGGCUGCAGUCAGGGAGAGCGUUCUCAUCAUUUCCACUGAUCCUGCCCAUAACAUCUCUGACGCCUUUGACCAGAAGUUUUCAAAGGUUCCUACCAAGGUCAAGGGCUAUGACAACCUAUUUGCAAUGGAGAUCGACCCGAGCCUGGGUGUGGCAGAGCUUCCUGACGAGUUCUUUGAAGAAGACAAUAUGCUCAGUAUGGGCAAGAAGAUGAUGCAGGAAGCCAUGAGUGCCUUCCCCGGCAUCGACGAAGCCAUGAGCUACGCAGAGGUUAUGAGGUUAGUUAAAGGAAUGAACUUCUCCGUCGUGGUCUUUGACACUGCCCCCACUGGCCACACACUGAGGUUGCUAAACUUCCCCACCAUUGUGGAGCGUGGGCUGGGCCGCCUCAUGCAGAUCAAGAACCAGAUCAGCCCAUUCAUCUCCCAGAUGUGUAACAUGCUCGGUCUGGGUGACAUGAACGCAGACCAGCUUGCCUCUAAACUUGAAGAGACCCUGCCGGUUAUUCGCUCAGUCAGCGAGCAGUUCAAAGACCCUGAACAGACCACCUUCAUCUGCGUUUGUAUUGCCGAGUUCCUCUCUCUGUACGAGACGGAGCGGCUGAUCCAGGAACUGGCCAAGUGUCGCAUCGACACACACAACAUCAUCGUUAACCAGCUCGUUUUCCCUGAUGCAGAGAGGCCGUGCAAAAUGUGCGAAGCCCGCCAUAAAAUUCAGUCCAAGUAUUUAGAUCAGAUGGAGGACCUGUAUGAAGAUUUCCACAUAGUCAAGUUGCCGCUGUUGCCCCAUGAAGUUCGAGGCGCCGACAAGGUCAACACGUUCUCUCAGCAACUCCUGGAACCCUACAAACCCCCAAAUAAGUGAUCUCCUUCUCUACUGGACUGCCCCUCUGCCCUCCCAACAGACCAGUCUGUGUGUGUACCCCUCCCUCCCUCCCUCCCUCCCCACUCAGACCAGCCUCAAACCCCACUGUAACAGCCUAAAGAUGAUCCACUCAGACCUCAUUCAGACCUGGUAUUAACAUCUGUCCUGAGUGAACAGGUCUGAACACACUCAAUGCUUCCUGAAUGCGUCUUUAGAUCUGAUGAUUUAAAAAAAAAACACAUUCAGGGGACACAUGUGGCCCCCACUGCAGUUUCACAGUGAACUGA